Molecule: messenger RNA, 3071 nt
Organism: Manduca sexta (tobacco hornworm)
Lineage: Eukaryota; Metazoa; Arthropoda; Insecta; Lepidoptera; Sphingidae
Product: sec1 family domain-containing protein 2
Exons: 9
Coding region: 124-2094 (656 amino acids)
Biological process (GO): intracellular protein transport; vesicle-mediated transport
Source: RefSeq, a predicted model, not a curated record
UAAAGUUUGCUGUGAACAUUUUUUGCUCUCUUUAUUAUUUUGAAUACGUAUGUGGCGUAGUUAUAUUGAUCGUUUUUUUGGGUUUAUCUAGAAAAAAUGAGUAUGUAAAUGUGCCAUUGAUGAAUGUCCAAGAUGUCGAGUGCCCCAGUGAAAGAGUUCAAUAAGUCCUGGUGGACGGAGGUUUAUAAUCGGAUUAUUGGUGCUGUCGUAUUUCUAGACGAUGCUAGCGCAGAAUGUCUCCACUGGGAUGGCGGUCUUUUCAAUUUACUGGACGGAGGAGCGGUUGCCGUAAAAACUUUGUCACCGUUCGAGGUUGCAAAUAAAGAGCACAAGAAAGCUGUCUUCAUAAGUCAAACAACAACUAUCCAACUACAUACAAUAGAAGAUAUAAUCAAACGCAGUGACUUUUCACACUGUACAUUAAUCUCAUGUGUCAGCUUGGAUGUGGUUUAUUUGGAGCUAAAUGAGGGCAAGGAUGUUGGUGAUGUGAUUGCGGCAGGCAAAGGGCCUGCAGAAGCCACAAGACAGCUGGAAAGUAUGUUGAUAGACUGGAUGGGAAAAAAGCAAUGUGCAGUACAAGUAGUCCACAUACCAAUCUUCACAAUUUCACCAACUAAUGUUGUGUUUCUUACACCACCAUAUGCUCAAAUGUACCCCACAUAUGAAGGCAAGUUGGUGCCAGAAACUCUAUCUGUAGACUUGUACACAUUGUCUAGCAAUGAGAGAUCCCAAGUGCGAAGGUUGGCCAGUUGUCUGAACAGUAUGAUGGAGUCUUUGAACCUGAAGGAAGAUGUGUACUUCAUGGGGACAUAUAGCUCUCUAGUGGCUGGUGUUUUGGAGAAUUCACCAGUUUGUCUGGCAAGGAGGAAGAUUUGUACAAAUCCAGCAUCAUUAAUAAUAGUGGAUCGGACAUUAGAUUUAUGCGGAGUGACAAGCUAUUCUAUGGAGGCAGUUCUGGAUAAAAUCAUGGCAGUGUUGCCCAGCUUCCCGGGACAUUCUAAUGAUGUUGCUGUUGAUAUGUCUCCACUGUGCGAGGCCAAUGUACUGAACCACCCAGAUGACAUUCAGCUAGGCCCAGGGUGCUUGUACCACGCAAACGACGAUCUAUGUGUGCAAACAUUCGAUCACAUGAUCAACAAAUCGCAGAAGGAGGUGAUGUUCGACCUUUACAACAAGUUGUCCAACAUUGACGUACAGAAAUCACCAAGCCCGAAAACACUUUUGAAGGUCACACCACAGAGUGUGGAGAAAAUUGUUACGGCUUCUAAAGGCAAAUAUGACGUGAUCAGUGAGCAUCUGGGACUACUGCAGCAGGCUUUGGCCGUGGUGCAAACGCUGAAGUCUCCCAGACGAGCCCAGAUGGAGCUCGUCAUGAGCCUCGAGAAGCAAGUUGUGCAGAGCCUCGCAGCUAGUAGAGACUCCACAAGCGUUUUACAGCAGAUUAGUCACCUUAUAAAGUUGCGAAAAGACAGAAACCUACCAUUAGACUGCUUAUUGGCGCUUAUAGUACACAUUUACUCGUUAACUGGCACUGAAGUGUCGUUCUCUAAGCAACACGAGGAAAGUCUGGCGGAAACGGUUAGUGUAGCGAUAUUCGAAGACCACGCGAGUCUGUUGAGUGAUCGCAUCGUAACGCCUGAAGAGUGCCUCGACAUAUCCAAGAGUAUCAUGGAGAGAUUGAAAGAUGUGGCCCAGAUGAGACGAUCUUUGCAUAAAUAUAAUUCAGUAUUAAAACAGUGCGAAACGGGCGUCGGAUACGAGUACCGUGGUGUGUUGCAACAGCUGGUCGAUGAUUUAGUGGAUACAGAUAGGCCUGAUUUAACCGACCUAAAACACAGGAAUGAAGGAAUAAAAGAUCUUUUGCGGAGCGGACUCAACAUCCUCACAAGCAAGAAGACGCGAAGCACGAAGCAUCCACUCGACAACCCGAUGGUGAUAAUAUUCGUGGUGGGCGGCGUCACUGCCGAGGAGUGCAAGCGGUUGCACCGCAGUGUCAUCACCAGUGGGGUCGACAACACCGUCCUCAUAGGUUCCACCAAGUUUGUCAACCCGGUGAACGCUAUGAAAGACGUUCUGGCCUUGCAGAUAUUGUAAUGAGGCGCUGUGGAUUUUUAGUGAUUUUUGUAUAUGGGAUAUUGACAACUAUUGGGAGUUAGUGACUGAAAUAGCCCUAAAAGGGUGACUGAGCCAACGCAAAUUAAACAGUUCUAAAAGAGAAAUCAAGAAAGAAUUUAGGUUUAACAAAUUCCCUUACAUCUUAACAUUGACAAAAAAAAAACAAAGGAGUGUAAUUUGUAAUACCAUGUCUCCAUUAGCUGUUAUUGCCUCCCUAGAAAUGCACGCGUUAACAAUCAGUCCUGAGUAUUACUUGCUUAAGGGAAGGUGUCACAGUGGCGAAGAGAGAAGACAGAGUAAUUGAUAUAUAAAUUUCCGUAAAAUAUUGGCAGUAAUCACUCUUCGUAUACCAUUUCCGUUGAACCAUGCUUGUGAUCACAAGAUUUCACCUUUACCUUAAUUUGAGCGCUGUUUUAUAAAAUUAAAAUGUUAAAUUCUGUCUUGUGUCUACGUAGCUGCCUCUAGUCGCCUGUGGUUCCGUACUUUAUUUAUUUAUUUAAUACUCACAAAACAGGUUACAAUCGGGUACACAUUGUAUACAAAAUUGCCUUAAGUAUUUUAACAUAAUAAUAACUCAAAACUUGUACAUUUAAAUUCCUUUUCAAAUCUCCUUUCAAUUAAUGUUUUCAGUUCAUUGUAAGAUUUUCGUGCAGCACAUAUUAAGGAUGUAAACUAUGCGUAGUAAUCAAAAUACUUAUUGUGUAGAAGUGCUGAGCUAAAAUGUUAUGAGUUUUUAUUCCGUAAAAUUUUGUCAUUCAAACCAAUUGGAUUAUAAUAUACUAUUAUGUUAGUUCAUAGUGAAAUUUUAUAGCAUUCUAUAUUAUAAUAUUUUAUUGUGAGAGUGUAAAUUUUAUAUUUGAUGUUAUGUGGUGAUGUAUUUUAUUAUAGAAUUAGUUUAUUUAGAAUAACUGCAAUGCAAUUACAAUGCAAACAUACAAUAAAGUUUUUGAAUCUGA